AUGGAUCCGGGCGCUUCCAGCACCUCCCUUCCCGAUGGCGUCGGAGAUUCCGAGCGGAACAUCCCAAGAAUUUGUGGGGUCUGCGGGGACAGAGCCACCGGUUUCCACUUCAACGCCAUGACCUGCGAGGGCUGCAAGGGCUUCUUCCGGUCAAGGGAGCRGAGUUGCCUCGGUGGCCCCAAAUCCUUUCCUAAAAGCACCAGAAAGCACCUGGGAACAGCAGGAAAACAGUGGCCAGGGGAUUGUGGGGGGAAAAGGGAUUUUCCAUUCGGAAAAAGCGAAUUUGCAGAUGGAAACCCCGAUUUUCCAGGUGCUGCCCCCAGGGGCCGUUCCCAUCCCUGUUUCCCAAUUUUCCCUUUCCCAGUCAUCCUGACRGAUGAGGAGGUGCAGAGGAAGCGGGAGCUGAUCCUGAAGAGGAAGGAGGAGGAGGCGCUGCGGGAAAGCCUCAAACCCAAAUUGUCGGAGGAGCAGCAGAAAGUCAUYGACGUCCUGCUCGAGGCUCACCGCAAAACCUACGACCCCACCUACGCCGACUUCACCAAAUUCCGGCCCCCCGUACGGAGCUACCCCAGCAGCCACGGGGCCCCCAAAUCCUCCUCCCUCCUCACCCAGGACUUUUCCUCCGAGGAUUCUGAGGAUCUCUUUGGCUCGGACACCUUCAGCACGUUCCCAGAUUCCCUGGAGCCGCUGGAGGAGCAGGAUGAGAGCUCCUCGGUGAAUUUGGGYCUGUCACAGCUCUCCAUGCUCCCACACCUGGCUGACCUGGUUAGCUACAGCAUCCAGAAAGUCAUCGGCUUCGCCAAGAUGAUCCCGGGCUUCAGGGAGCUGUCGGCCGAGGAUCAGAUCGUGCUGCUCAAGGGCAGCGCCAUCGAGGUGAUCAUGCUCCGCUCCAACCAGGCCUUCACCCCCGAGGAUCUGUCCUGGAGCUGCGGCGGCGGCGGCGCCUUCAACUAUCGGCUCAGCGACGUGGCCCAGGCUGGCCACAGCAUGGCYCUGCUGGAGCCGCUGGUGAAAUUCCAGGUGGGGCUGAAGAAGCUGAAUCUGCACGAGGAGGAGCACGUGCUGCUGAUGGCCAUCUGCAUCCUGUCCCCAGACCGGCCGGGCGUGCGGGACACGGCGCUGGUGGAGUCGCUGCAGGAGCGGCUGUCGGAGGUGCUGCAGAGCUACAUCCGCUGCCGUCACCCUCCUCCCGGGAGCCGCCUGCUCUACGCCAAAAUGAUCCAAAAACUGGCGGACCUGCGCAGCCUCAACGAGGAGCACUCGCGCCAGUACCGCUGCCUCUCCUUCCAGCCCGAGCACAGCAUGCAGCUCACGCCGCUCGUCCUCGAGGUCUUCGGCAACGAGAUCUCCUGAUUUUUCCGGAGAAAAAAAAAAAAUUAAAAAUAAAAAAUAGGGGAGAAU
Malurus melanocephalus (red-backed fairy wren) is the source of this 1401-nucleotide messenger RNA. It is a transcript of the gene VDR, whose product is annotated as vitamin D receptor. Gene Ontology annotation, cellular component: nucleus. The transcript has 7 exons. Gene Ontology annotation, biological process: cell differentiation; negative regulation of transcription by RNA polymerase II; multicellular organism development. Lineage: Eukaryota; Metazoa; Chordata; Aves; Passeriformes; Maluridae. Bases 1 to 1353 code for a protein of 450 amino acids. Gene Ontology annotation, molecular function: zinc ion binding; nuclear receptor activity; vitamin D response element binding. The record is from RefSeq and is a predicted model, not a curated record.